AUUCAAGGUCAUCGUCAUCUGCAACCAUGAAAUUUGCUAGCGCUGUCGCCACCCUUUCGUCGUUGGCUCUGUGGUCACACUCCGUGGAAGGUCACGGCCGUCUGGUAUCGCCCCCUCACCGUGGGUACAUUGGCAAGCUUCCAGCGUUCCAAGGCUUAGUGCCUGUCAACUACGACGACGAUGGCCUCAGUGCUGGCGGCAUUGGCGGUACACAAGGGGGCAAGCAUGGUGUGUGUGGGGACCCGUACACGGGGGUUCGCGAACACGAAACGGGCGGCAAGUACGGCUUGUUUCCCGUGCACGGCAACCGUGUGAUUGGCAAGUGUUAUGCCCCCGGUGCCGCUAUCGAUUUGACCGUCGAAAUCACGGCCAACCACUGGGGCCACUUUGAGUUUCAACUGUGCAAACUUGGCACGAAGGACGCCAAGGAAACCGAAGAGUGCUUCCAAAACUUGGUCCAGGCCAAUGGCCAAAAGGACUGGGAAGUGCCCCGCGUCGGCAAGGCCACGUUCAACAUGCAGUACAAACUGCCCGCCGCCGUGACCUGCGAAGGCGACGCCCACUGUGUCCUGCGGUGGUGGUACAUCUCAGGCAACAACCCCGGCGGUCUCAACGCCCAAGAGCAAUUCUGGAACUGUGCCGACAUUUACAUUAGUAACACGUGCGGCGCCCCCGCGCCCCCGACUGCUCUUCCGAUCACGUCGACGGCCGCUCCUGUCACGACCGCCAAGCCCACAAUCACCACCACCACGGCCCCCCAGCCAACUACCGCUGCCCCCAAGCCCCCGACGGCUGCCCCGGCUACUACGCCUGCCGCUCCCGUAACUACGCCGACUGGCCCUAUCACGGCUGGCCCUACGCCGGCCCCCCCCGUUGGCGCGUGCGGUUCUUGCACCAACUGCUACUACGCCCCCACGAACGCGUGCUUCAGCGGAUGGACCAAGGAAGUGUGUGCGUCCGUGAGCUCGUUCCAAUGGUGCGGUCCUUAGGUUACACCGUCGUUUGAAUGGGUCGCGAUGUACCAACCAACGGUCGUGAGAUAUGCGUAACUUUAUAUGACACGUUUUUUGUCGUGAUUACCAAAACUUCUGUUACCACAUCACUUUUGAUCGCACACUACACAAAAGGAAGUCUGUGAUCAGUUGAUCAGUGUACCCCCC
Messenger RNA from Aphanomyces astaci, 1160 nucleotides. RefSeq lists its product as hypothetical. Bases 27 to 989 code for a protein of 320 amino acids. The record is from RefSeq and is a predicted model, not a curated record. The transcript has a single exon. NCBI's taxonomy places the organism in Eukaryota, Oomycota, Saprolegniomycetes, Saprolegniales, Verrucalvaceae.